Trichoderma reesei QM6a is the source of this 1103-nucleotide messenger RNA. RefSeq lists its product as uncharacterized. The transcript has a single exon. The coding region runs from base 1 to 687 and encodes 228 amino acids. Lineage: Eukaryota; Fungi; Ascomycota; Sordariomycetes; Hypocreales; Hypocreaceae. The record is from RefSeq and is a predicted model, not a curated record.
AUGCCCGCAGCCACAACCAGGCCCAAGCUGGGCAAGCUCUCCACCCCAGUGACGAGCACGUUUCCCUCAGAUAUACACUCAGCAACCGCGGCCACUCCGAGGUCUGCUCUUCCUUUCGCCUACAAGCCUGACCCGAGCUACAUCAAGACGCCCAUUAGCCCACCAUUGGCCUACACCGACUUCCUGUCCAAGGCCCUCACUCUGGGUUCACCGGCCUUGGCGCCGGGCGAAAUUUCCCCAGAGUCUGCCCCGACAUCUGCCGCCAGCGACAAGUCGGAUUCGUCCUCGACCGAUGAGCGCCCCUCCCCGGCUUCAAGCGCCGCCAGCAGCAAACCGUCAUCGCCCGCGUCAGCGACGGCAGUCCCUCCCACUCCAUUCACGGCGCCUCUACCCAUGUCGGCUCCUCCUACUGGAGCACAUUGCUUUCCCAGCUUGAAAGUGCCCCCCAGUCCUGCCAUCUCCAACCUCGACUCUCCCUUGAGCUCGAGACUCAUUGGCUCCCCGUUCAGCGCCCGAUCCAUUCACUCCGUGUUCGACUGGGACGCCGCUCUCAAGGCUCGCCUAGAAGCGAAGAAGCCAAAGUCGUCACGGAGUGUACGGCACAUCCGGGAGGUGGUGACUAGGACCGUCACUUACACCCCCAAGAUGGAGCCUGCUCCUCGAGGCAAGCGACGGAAGGUGGAGUAAGGAGGAGGGGAGAGGGAAAAGCAUCCUUGGAAUCAUGCUUGAUUCACACAACGCCUACGACAAACUCUGCUUCUACAACAACCUGAUUUGGUGAUGGCGAUGCUAUCAUCCUGCACACCUUUUAACUACCAACACACCAACUGUACACCAACCAUGAUCGACAACACUGGGUGUUUUCACUUCUUGUCUUCACGACUGCACGUCUCCCUGUGGGAGACCCCAAAAAGCAUGAUGCCAGAGAAUUGGAAGGGUGAGCUGCUUCCAAUUCUUGAUCGGCUAUUUAUUUUUUUCACGAAACCUUCAGCACUAAUACGCUGGUCGAAGCUGAAGUUGACGAUGCGAUGGAUUACAUUUGGACCCGGGUGAGUCCCGGAAUGACACUGCUACUGGCGUAUCAUGGAAGAGUGAUGUGGGGA